Molecule: messenger RNA, 1953 nt
Organism: Trichoderma aggressivum f. europaeum
Lineage: Eukaryota; Fungi; Ascomycota; Sordariomycetes; Hypocreales; Hypocreaceae
Exons: 1
Coding region: 1-1953 (650 amino acids)
Cellular component (GO): nucleus
Molecular function (GO): nucleic acid binding; exonuclease activity
Source: RefSeq, a predicted model, not a curated record
AUGAGUCUCUCACUCAAACACAUUCCCUGCCCGGCAGGCGAUAAGUGCACCGCUUUCCAGUGUAUAUUCGGCCACAAUAAGGACAAUAUUGGCUUCAAUCCCCCGCCCCUUGAGCCAAUACAGAAUCAUCGGACGUCUUCGCCUUUGAAUCAAAAUCGCCCUAGCAAGCGUUUAAAGGUUGAUGCAGCGAGCCCUUCCCUCUCAUCGCAAACUGGUGUAGCCUCUCCUGCUCGGACGGGGCCAAAGCCUGAGCAACCAGGCUUUUCACCGAGCGUUGCGCGUCCAAUCUCGCCUCCUCCACUGAAGAGAAAAGCCACCGCCUCAACUCCGAGCGCAAACGCUGCCACCACAAAGAAUCCGCAGCCGACCAGGGCGCCAGGAGCUUCCACCUCCAAGGCGACUGCAACAGCUAAUCCAAAGAAGCCCGAGUCUCUCAAUCCUAGGCUGCUCAAGAGCUCUCCGGCGAGCCAUGAAGUACGAUUAAAACUUAUUAAACUUGUCCACCGGGAAUUUAAGCGCCUUAACGAUGAACUAAGGAAGACUGUAAACGACCAAGAGCAGAAACUCCUCUUGUCCGACCAAGACCUAAUUACCAGGGCCCUGGACGAAGAGCAAACUUGCGCCAUUGACAAACCAGCCGUAUAUAACAACGUCAUGAAGAACAAAAUCUUUCAGUUGAAACGCAUGACUGCGGCUCAGUGGAAAGAAGUCAGAAUUAAAGAGCAGCAGGAAGCUCAAAAUAAGCUUCAAAAAGACAACAUGAUUGAUGGAGAGCCCAGAAAGAUUGAGACUGGUCUCACGUACGCACAGGAAGUCGGGUUGUUGAAACGUAUCCUUACACCACUCGACGGUAUGGGUAACCACGGCUAUGUCCCUACAGUCCCGACACAGGAACAAAUCAAGUCGGCCGUGGAUGGUAUGGACGCAGCAAAGGGAUGGGAGAAGUGUGACCGCUGCCAGCAACGAUUCCAAGUCUUUCCCGGACGGAGAGAGGAGGAUGGCGCCCUGACAACAGGAGGAGGAUGCAAGUUUCACUGGGGCAAAACCUAUAUCCCGAGCAAGCAACCCGGCGAUAAGACGAGGGUGCCCAAACGAUACCACUGCUGCGGCCAAGAAGUUGGCGAGUCGGCCGGAUGCUUCACCCAUGAGCACCAUGUGUUCAAAGCGAGCGAUGCGAAAAGAUUGGCCGCCGUCCUGAACUUUGCUGAGACGCCGGAGAAUCCCCUGGCGCCGACAGACAGAGCCGUCUGUUUUGACUGUGAAAUGUGCUACACGGUCCACGGGCUCGAGUUGGUACGCCUGACAGCUACCUCGUGGCCUACGGGAGAGGACUUGCUGGACGUCUUGGUCCAGCCUCUAGGCGAAAUCCUAGAUCUCAAUUCCCGCUUUUCUGGCGUCUGGCCAGAUGAUAUUGCCGCGGCGGAAUCGUGGUCCGUCAACGACGAUCUCAAGCCAUCCAAGGACAGCGAUGAGAAGGGAAGUGAGGACGGCGAGCUGAAAGCUAAGAAGAAGAAGCUCAAGAUUGUUUCUUCCCCCGAAGUCGCGCGGGAUCUCCUGUUCUCGCUCAUAUCGCCUACGACGCCCCUCAUCGGCCACGGCUUGGAAAACGAUCUUAAUGCUGUGCGCAUCGUUCACCCGACCAUUAUCGACUCUGUCCUGCUUUAUCCGCACAAGAUGGGCUUGCCAUAUCGCUAUGGCUUAAAGACGCUGAUGAAUGUCCACAUGAACCGCAAGAUCCAGCAAGACACGGGCCCAAAGAUGCUAGGCCACGAUUCAGGCGAAGAUGCCAGGGCGGCUGGGGAUUUGGUUCGCUUGCGGGUCAUGGAUGUGUGGAACGAUAUGAAGAGGGUUGGUUGGCGGGUUGUCGAUGGCGAGAUUACGCCUCCUGAAGGCGAAGGGGGCGGUUUGACAGAAGCGUUUAUCGAGGGACGCGGCAAUUUCAAGUUGGCUUGA